UGUUAAAAUGCCAAUAACUAAAGAUAUUAAAUAGAAAGAUAAAAAAUUAUUUAAUAAAAAAAAAUUGUAUUUAGUAUACCCAUUACAUUGAAUCAAUGUUAAUCUCAUGUAGCUCAUAGGAACAAAAAAGCGCAUGGUUGUUUCUUCCCGGAGAAAAUAUCUAUCGUACCAGAGAGGGUUAUGUUGAAAACACUUGUCUUUUUCAGGCAGAGAGCACACACAUCGUAACUUUGUCUUUUUUUUGUAGAAAAAGGAUACGUAAUGAAGUAAUAUAGUGUAAGUGUUUGUCUACCGAGUAUAAAGGGCGCUCUGGUAAAUUGUGUAACCUCCACUGCACUGACAAGCAAACUGUCCUUGCAGGUGCCAGACUUUUAUGACCAGGAUAAGGGCUCUAGUAGUAUUUCUGCACUAAUGCAGUAGGCUGUUAAGUAACGCAUCGGUUCUCGUUGUUUCUCAUCACGUUGGUUAGUUUCUGUGUUGUGACAAAUGACGCGACGUAGCACCAGCUACUAUCAAAACCAUUUCUAGUGGUCACUCGACAUCAUGCUCUUCAGAGUUUGUUGUAAAAUGACAGAAGUUCUCCGGAUGAUUCACAGUCUCUUUCUAAAGGUUGUGCUGUUCCCCAGCACGUUUGGGAAUAAAGCGCGUCGUCCCGCAGCGUCUGAAGUGUUAACACGACACCUAACACAGCGCAAAAUCCCGCCCUGGACCUCAUUCUGUGUCCGCUACAGUUCUGUUAUCAAUGACCAGUUCGGGCUGUCCCAUUUCAACUGGCAGGUGCAGGGAGCAAACUACCACAUCCUCAGGACGGGCGCUUUUCCUUUCAUUAAAUACCAUUGCACCAAAGCACCUUUGCACGACCUGCAGUUUGAGAAUGCUUUUUUUGGUGCAUUAAAAGUCAUCAAUCUAGGUAUUCCCUGCCUGGCUUAUGGCUUGGGCUCUUGGAUGGUAGCUAGAGUGACAGAGGAAGUAGAGACCUCUGCAGGUCCUGUCACUGUAUACUUUGCAUACAAGGAGGUGGAAGGUGCUCAGUUCUAAUAUCAGAGACAAUCUGAGACGCCAUGCAUUCGGUUUAAAGGCUGGACUAUUUGCACCUGCAAAUAAUUGUCAUUUACUUUUUAGUCUUUGGAAAUGUAUGCAGGUGGUCUGCAGUCUGUGUAAAUGUAAAAUGGCACUUUUCGUCACACACAUAAUAAAAUUAUUUAUUGAAAAUGUUGGCAGGUGAAGGUUUUUAGAACGUAGAUUUUUUUAUAGUAUUGUAAGUUUUGCAGAAGAUUGUAUGAACAAUUUUCAGA
Triplophysa dalaica is the source of this 1295-nucleotide messenger RNA. It is a transcript of the gene c14h15orf61, whose product is annotated as chromosome 14 C15orf61 homolog. The transcript has 2 exons. The record is from RefSeq and is a predicted model, not a curated record. Bases 544 to 1038 code for a protein of 164 amino acids. NCBI's taxonomy places the organism in Eukaryota, Metazoa, Chordata, Actinopteri, Cypriniformes, Nemacheilidae.